Siniperca chuatsi (mandarin fish) is the source of this 1686-nucleotide messenger RNA. RefSeq names its product tumor necrosis factor ligand superfamily member 10-like. The coding region runs from base 228 to 1109 and encodes 293 amino acids. Gene Ontology annotation, molecular function: tumor necrosis factor receptor binding. The transcript has 6 exons. Gene Ontology annotation, biological process: immune response. NCBI's taxonomy places the organism in Eukaryota, Metazoa, Chordata, Actinopteri, Centrarchiformes, Sinipercidae. Gene Ontology annotation, cellular component: membrane. The record is from RefSeq and is a predicted model, not a curated record.
AUACCUACUCUCUCUCUCUCUCUCUGCUCCACCUAACUACAAACUGCCGCGCUCUCUCGCUCUCUCUCUCUCUCCCUCCCUCCCUCUCUCUCUCUCUCUCUCUCUCUCUCUCCCUCUCUCUCCCUCCGGAGCAGAAAUGCAGCAGAGCUUGAUCUGACUUGUCCCCAUUGCUGGAAGUGUUGUCUUGCUUCUCGGAACUUAUUUGCGUGCCACACUCGCGCUGUGAUAUGGCCAUUUCUGUUUCUCUCCAGUGUCUGGGGCUCAUCAUACUCGCAGCAAUCCUCCUCCAGACCAUCGCGGUUGCCGUCAGUUUUAUGUACUUCAACAAAGUCCUGAGCACGAUGCAGGAGAGUUUCUCCCAGAGUAGCGUUUCCUGUCUGAUUAAUGCAAAUCUGCGCUCUGACUUUGAAGAUUCAGCAGAGGACAAGAAGAGCGACCCCUGCUGGCAAGUCACGCAACAGCUCCACUACCACAUAGAGAAGACGAUGGCUGAUAGAUUCCAGAAGGAGAUAUCCACUGCCAUGAGAGAUAAGCUGACAGGAGUGAUGCCUAUCCUGAGCCCUGGGGUCCGAGGGGUCCCUCUUCCUAAAGUUGCUGCCCAUGUGACUGGUGUCACCUCGUCCACAGAGCCUCCAACAGCAGAUGGCUCGCGGAGCAGCAGGGGGUACCUGGGGGAGCGAAUCAGAGCGUGGGAGGGCCAGAGAGGUUUGUCCUUCCUGCAGAACAUGGAGCUGAGGGGAGGAGAGCUGCUGGUGCCCAGAGCAGGCCUCUACUACAUCUAUGCACAGACCUAUUUCAGACUGCCCUCCACGGGGGAGACAGAUGGGGAGGCAAAGGGGGAGACAGGGGAAACAAAAGAGGAGGAAGGAGUACAGCUUGUCCAGUAUAUCUACAAGAAGAUGAGUUCCUACACUGUGCCCAUCCUGCUAAUGAAAUCGUCCCGGAGUGCCUGCUGGCCUCGGGGUCCAGAGCCUGGUCUCUUCUCCCUGCAUCAGGCCGGAACUGCCUUUCUACAGCCUGCUGACCGCCUCUUCAUCACUGUUAGCAAUGCCAGCACCAUGGAGAUGGACGGGAGGGCAAGCUACUUUGGGGCCUUCCUUGUGGGCUAAAGAGUGGGAACCUUGGAUUAGAAAUGUCCAGGACAUUGAUAUAGACAUCAACAGAACGUAACCCAAAUGUCAGGGGUUUGCUUGAUAAUAUGAGCAGCUGUCUGAGGGUACAGGAUUGGUGAAUAAGAAUGCACUCUGAGGAGUGCAAAGGACUUCUUCAGGACCAUGGAGCUGUAGGGAUAUGAUCGAACUGAGCUGCUGGCAGACUCAGUGACCCAAAAUGGCGAGGAAGAAGAGCCAUUUGCUGUGUAUUUACUCCAGCAGUCACAGUUAAACCUCACCUAGGUUUUUAACUCUGUUUUUAAGGCUGGUAAACAGAAUUUACUGUAUGACAGAGCAAACAUGGACUAUGUGGUGCAUUCGGAGUACUGGGCAUUUGGAGCAGUACAAUAGAUACAGAUUAAAUGUUGUGCUCUCAUGUGUGAAUGACUUCUAUUGAGAACAGAGUGAGCUGUUUUGCCUGCAGGUCAAACAGUUGACUUGUUAUGCCCAGGAAAUGACAGUGCUGUUGGACACAUGACACUUAACUGGUCUUUUUUUAUUAAAAAUAAGUAUCAAAACAUGCUCAAAAGCUCAA